AUGCUGAGGUUGGAGAAGUUGUGGAUGCAUGCAAAGGCUAAUGUUGGUAUUCGAGGAGAUCCAAGUGAAGAAGCCAAAACAUUUUAUAAAUUAAUGGAAGACCUUGAGUUACCGUUAUAUCCAGGCUGUAAAAACUUUUCAAAGUUGUCCUUUCUGCUUAAGUUAUUUCACAUAAAGUGCUUAGGGGGGAUAACAGAUAAAAGUCUUUCUAUGAUUCUUGAUCUUUUCAAGGAAGCAUUGCCGGAGAAUAACACUUUGCCAGAAUCCUUCUAUGAAGCUCAAAAGACGGUGAAGAAGUUGUCUCUUAACUCCAUCAAGAUUGAUGCUUGUCCUAAUAAUUGCAUGCUAUUUUGGAAAGAGCAUGCUAAUGCGGAUGAAUGUAUAAAGUGUCAUGCAUCAAGAUGGAAAAAAAAGGGACAAGGGAAUGGAAAUCCCACUACAGAACCUAAUCCCAAAAAGCUUCCAUGUCAGACAAUGAGGUAUUUCCCUUUAAUACCCAGGCUUCAGAGAAUGUUUAUGUCAUCUAAAAUUGCCGCUAGUAUGAGAUGGCAUUCAGAUGAACGUCAAAGUGACGAUGGGGUAAUGACACAUCCAGCCGAUUCAAAAGCUUGGAAAUCAUUUGACGAUAAAUAUCCAUCUUUUGCCUCUGAAACACGAAAUGUUCGCCUUGGUUUAGCAAGUGACGGCUUCAGUCCCUUCAGGAAUGGACAUAUUCCCCAUAGCACAUGGCCAGUGGUUCUAAUACCAUAUAAUUUGCCUCCAUGGCUUUGCAUGAAACAACAUUCUCUGAUUUUGUCCACGCUCAUUCCAGGCCCUAAGGGACCUAAGAAGAAUAUUGAUGUGUAUCUCCAACCUCUAAUUGAGGAACUUAAGUUGCUUUCGAAUGUUGGUGUGGAGACGUAUGAUGCCUCAAAAAAAGAGAAGUUUAGGUUGUUCGCUUCUUUGUUAUGGAUUGUUAGUGACUAUCCUGCUUAUAGUGAUCUCUCUGGAUGGAGUACGAGAGGAGAAAAAGGUUGUCCUACUUGCAACAGUGACACAUCUUCAGAAUGGCUAAUAAAUGGGGGCAAGUACUGUUACAUGUGUCAUCGCCGAUUUCUACCCAUUGAUCAUGAAUGGAGGUACGAUGGGGCAUCUUUUAACGGCACACAUGAGAUUAGACCAAAGCCAAAGGAGUUAACGGGUGAGGAAGUGCUUGAACAAUUAGUGGAUGUUGAAUGUGUUACAUCCCUUGAGACUCCUACUAGGAAGAGAAAUCGACGCAAAGAUCAAAAGAACAAAUGCAAAGCAAUAUGGAGAAAAAAGAGCAUUUUCUAUGAGUUGUCGUAUUGGAGUAGUCUUCUAGUGCGUCAUAAUUUAGAUGUGAUGCACAUUGAGAAGAAUGUUUGUGAGACCUUACUUGCUACAUUGCUUGACAUAAAAAGGAAAAGUAAGGACAAUCUGAAUGCACAACAUGAUUUGAAGGAAAUGAAAAUUAGAAAGUCCCAGCAUGCUAAAGAACGAGACGAUGGUAGUUGGGAGAUUCCCCCGGCUCCUUACACGUUAUCCUUGGAGGAAAAAAAGAAGCUAUGUACCUUCCUGACGAGUGUCAAGUUCCCUGAUGGCUAUGCUUCAAAUAUCUCCCGAAAUUCAUUGCCGAGAGAGCGGAAAUUGAAAAGCCAUGACUACCAUGUCAUUAUGGAGCAUCUUCUUCCUCUUGCUAUACGUGAUUGGCCGAAGUCACUGUCCACACCACUUAUUAAAUUGAGCUCAUUUUUCAAGGAGUUGUGCUCUAAGACAUUGAAUGUGAAAGACUUAGAAAUAAUGGACAAGGAAAUAGUCGUCAUCCUAUGCGAGCUAGAAAAGAUUUUCCCACCGGCUAUCUUUGUGAUUAUGAUUCACCUGUCGGUACACCUUGCAAAAGAAGCAAUGAUUGCGAGACCCGUUCAAUAUCGUUGGAUGUACCCUAUUGAGAGGUAUUUAUGUAAACUGAAGAGGUACGUUCGUAACAAAGGGCAUCCUGAAGGGUCAAUAGCAGAAGGCUAUCUUCUAGAGGAGUGUCUAACAUUUUGUUCAAGAUACAUGGAGGAUAUCGAAACACAAUUCAAUAAGGAAGAUAGAGUCUACGACUGUGAUGAUCAUGGUGAUGCUGACGAUCGACUACCCAUUUUUAAGAUAAGUGGUCGAGCGGUCGGGAAAGUCACACCUGGAUCAUUAACAACACAAGAAUGGGAGGAUCUCCAUUUUUAUAUGCUCAAUAAUUGUGAAGAAGUGAAGCCAUUCAUUGAUGAGUAUGAGCGUGAAGUUUCAAACACAACAAAGAUGACAAUCGCUAGGAAGCGCAAGUUUAUUCAAUGGUUCAAACAUCGAGUGACUUCUUUUGCUCAAGAAAAGCAUCCUGCUGUGACUGAACAUUUACAGGCCUUAGCGGAUGGCACAGAUCGUGUUGUAGCGACUGUGAACUGCUACAUGGUAAAUGGUUCUAUGGUCCGCACAAAAGACAGUGAAAUGGAAAGAGAGACACAAAACAGUGGGAUUGUUGUGUUGGGGGAAAAUGAUCUUGAAUAUUACGGUCUGCUACGUGAAGUCAUUGAAGUACAGUUGAUAGGAGGAAAUCGUGUCACUUUGUUCAUGUGUGAUUGGUGGGAUGUUCAUAGUCAUGGGCGAGGAAUAACUAAAGAUUGCUUUGAAUUCAUCAGUGUCAAUAUCGGAAAGGUGUUGGGAAAUGAUCCCUACGUUUUAGCUUCACAAGUUGGGCAAGUGUACUAUGUUCAGGACGUUGCGAAGCCAAAUUAG
Beta vulgaris subsp. vulgaris (sugar beet) is the source of this 2772-nucleotide messenger RNA. RefSeq lists its product as uncharacterized. The record is from RefSeq and is a predicted model, not a curated record. NCBI's taxonomy places the organism in Eukaryota, Viridiplantae, Streptophyta, Magnoliopsida, Caryophyllales, Amaranthaceae. The transcript has 4 exons. Bases 1 to 2772 code for a protein of 923 amino acids.